AUCUAUCAAACAUUUUUGAUAUUAUAUCCAAUUUUCAGUUUUUAAAUUGUUUAUUAAUCUUUUAAAUUUCUAUCAUUUACUUAAGGAAGACAGCGGACAAAUACUUUUGAGCGGUAAUGUAGGAUACAUUAAUAAUAUACACACAUAUGUAUACACACAUAUGUAUCCACGCAUUAAUGUAUUUUGAAUGUGUUGUAGGAUCUGAUUUUGAACGAUAUGUCAUUCAAAAAUUCCAGCACCUGGAAAUGAAAAUCAGUAACGUCGCAAAACGAUUAAAACAAAUCUUAGACAAGAUAUCUAAUACGAUACAGCCAGAUAAAGAACAGGAAAAGAUAAACAUUUUUCAAGAUCUACCUUUAAAAAAUGAAAAUGAAUUACAAGCCAUAGAAAUAAAACUUGGCAAUGAUGCAUUUUAUGGAGGAGUCGUGGUUAGGUUUGGUCAAUCAGAAGGCCCCCUUUUAACAAUAAUAAAACGUAUCGGAUAUGUGGUUAUGACUUCCUCGGCAGCCUCAGCCUCGGAAGAAGGUCGUCUUAGUGGCGUCUGCCGUAAGCCUCACUCGGAAGAUGGUUCCUUCUGGUUGUGUCUGCCGUCGGCCCCUCUCGGAAGAUGGUUCGUACCGGUUGCGUCUGUCGUCAGCCUCUCUGCCUUCAAGAAACAAUUAGCGCGUUUAACAGGGCAAGAUUAUAAACAUUCGUGUUUAUCUUUAAUGAGACAAAUAAUCUCAAAUGAAGUUGCGGUGCUGUUCAGCUGGCAUGGUGCAAAAAAAAGAGCAAUUUUUCUCAAUUAAACUUGUGCCAAGUAAUUCAAAAUAAGUAAAAAAGUUUUCCUUAUUAAUGUUCUAAAAUACUAAGAUUUUUUCCAAUUUUGAAAGAAAUGUUUGUAAAUUUUGUAUUUAUUUAUUUAUUACUUAUUUAUUUAUUAAAUUUA
Molecule: messenger RNA, 928 nt
Organism: Monomorium pharaonis (pharaoh ant)
Lineage: Eukaryota; Metazoa; Arthropoda; Insecta; Hymenoptera; Formicidae
Exons: 3
Coding region: 147-788 (213 amino acids)
Source: RefSeq, a predicted model, not a curated record